Prorocentrum cordatum is the source of this 957-nucleotide messenger RNA. NCBI's taxonomy places the organism in Eukaryota, Dinophyceae, Prorocentrales, Prorocentraceae. The record is from the annotation of a GenBank genome assembly.
UCUUUUGUUUUGGUUUCGGUGGUGCUGACGGGGACGGUGGUGUUGCUGGGGACGGCGCUGCUGCUGGAGUCGGUGGCGCUGUUGCUGGAUUCGGUGGCGCUGCUGCUGUUGGGGUCGGCAGCACUUCUGCCGGAGGCGGUGGUGCUGCUUGAGGCUGUGGCGCUGCUGGGUUCGGCGGUGUUGCUGAAGUUGGUGGUGCUGCUGGAGUCGGUGGUGCUGCUGGGGUCGGUGGUGCAGCUGGGGUCCGUGGCGCCGCUAGAGUCGGUGGCGCUGGAGUCGGCGGCGCUGCCGCCAGAGUCGGUGGUGGGGCUGGGGUCGGUGUGGCUGCCUGAGUCGCUGGUGCUGCUGCAGUCGGUGGUGCUGCUGCCGGAGUCGGUGGUGCUGCUGGAGUCUGUGGUGCUGCUAGGGUCGGCGGCGCCGCUGGAGUCGGCGGCGCUGCUGCUGAAGUACGUGUCGGUGAUGCUGCUGGAGUCGGGAGCGCUGAUGCCAGAGUUCGCGGUGCUGCUGGAGUCUGUGGUGCUGAUGGGGACGGUGGUGCUGCUGGAGGCGGUAGCACUGGAGUUGGCAGCACUGAUGCCAGAGUCUUUGGUGUUGGUUUCGGUGGUGCUGCUGAGGGCAGUGGUGUUGGUGGAGACUGUGCUGCUGCUGGAGUCGGAGGCGCUGCUGAUGGGGUCGUUGGCGCUGCUGCUGUUGGGGUCGGGAGGGCUUCUGCUGGAGUCUGUGGUGCUGCUCGAAUUUCUGGUGCUGCUGGGCUCGGUGGUGCUGCUGAGAUGCGUGGUGCUGUUGGAGUCUGCGUCGCUGAUGGCACAAUCGGCGAUGCUGCCGGAGUCAGUGGUGCUGCUGGGUUCGGUGGUGUGGCUGGGGUCGGUGGCGCUUCUGUCGGAGUCGGUGGUGCUGCGAGAGUCUGUGGUGCUGCCAGAGUCUGCGGUGCUGCUGCAGUCGGUGGUGCUGCUGUAG